Sus scrofa (pig) is the source of this 3563-nucleotide messenger RNA. RefSeq names its product adhesion G protein-coupled receptor E2. Gene Ontology annotation, cellular component: plasma membrane. Gene Ontology annotation, molecular function: G protein-coupled receptor activity; calcium ion binding. The record is from RefSeq and is a predicted model, not a curated record. Gene Ontology annotation, biological process: adenylate cyclase-activating G protein-coupled receptor signaling pathway; cell surface receptor signaling pathway. Lineage: Eukaryota; Metazoa; Chordata; Mammalia; Artiodactyla; Suidae.
AUUCAUUCUACAUAUAAUAGUUUGCAUCUGCUAACCCCAAACUCCCACUGUAUCUCUCCCGUACUCCCCCUCCCUCUUGGCAACUAUAAGUCUGUAUUCUGUGUCAAAGUAUUUUUCUAUGGUUGAGUUAUGAGCUCCAAAAAUAGAGGUUUGUCAAGGAAAUGGAGUCAUGUACCUCACUGCAGCCACGCUCCUGGGUACUGCUUACUCAUCAGUUUUUUUGAAAAAUAAAAAUCAUAUAUAAUUUAAAAAAGUUACAGUCUGUUUACAGUUAUUAUAAAUAUUGGUUAUAUCCUCUCUGUUGUGCAAUACAUAGAAAGGAUCAUUUGUUAGCUGGGGUUGGAGCCUCCUUGAGACAGGAACAGUGUGCGAUAAGUCCUAGCUUUUCAACACCUAGGUGUGAGAGGAGCAUGGUCUGGUGGGGAGGGCAAGAUAAGGUUGAAAAGGUAGUUUAGAGCCUUAUCAAGGAGAAUUCUGUUAUGGUGUGUAUUAGUUACUAACGGCUGCAUUAAAAAUCCCCCCCCCCAAGCAGGCUAAAACAACACACUAAUUAUUAUUAAUUAUUAAUUUAUUAUUGAUUUUGAUUGAAGUAUAGUUGAUUUAUAGUAUUUUGUUAGAUUCUCACAAAGCUUCUGUCAAUAUGUUGGCUGCAGCUGUGGUCUCAUCUCAAGGCUUGACUGGGAAAGGCUUCAUUUCCAAGCUCAUUCACAUGCUUGUUGGUUGGAAUUCUGUUGGAGCAAGCCUAUUGACAGUGAUGCUAUUGGCUAGGAACCUGAGACACUCACUUGAGGGAGACCUUUGUGAUGAUGGAAUAUUUAUGUAUCUAGAUGUCAGUGAUAGUUACAGGAAUCGACACAUGUGAUAAAAUGACAUGGAAUUAUACACACACCUUGUACCAAUGCCAGUUUCUCGGUUUAGAUGUUGGACUCUCAUUGCAUGCAAUGAUAACCUUUGUAAGAAAACAACCUCUUUGUAUUGUUUUGCAACUUCUUCUUAAUCUACAUUGAUUUCAAAGUAGAAACUUAAAUCUCUUAAUAGGUAAUGAUUAGAGAAGCUGUUUACUCUGAACUAGGGUCCUCAAAGGGGCAAAAAGAUCAGUGGAAUAAUUCUUCAUGUUUGAUGUAGGGGGGUCUUCCUAUAUCAAAAAGAUAAAAACCACCCUCUUGGAGGCUUGCAGUAAAAACAGAAGUAAUACUUCGUAAAUUAUAAGUUACAGAGAAGAAAACAUCCAGCAGAAGAGGGGGAAGAAAGCAUCCAGGCCCAUGACUUCCUGUUUGCUCAUGUAAAACACAAGUCAUACUGAAAACACACAGACCGAGAUAAGACAUCCUCCACGGCUGAGCUCGCUGGUCUCUGCACCAUGAGAAACAGAUAUCUAAAGUUUCUGCCAGGACUCUUGGUACUGCUGCUGCUGCCAUGGGGACCUGCAGCCCAGAGCACAACAGCCUGUGCUCGGUGGUGCCCUCCAAACUCCUCAUGUGUCAACAGCACUGCCUGCCGCUGCCUUCCGGGAUUCAGUGCUUCAUCUGGGGAGGUCUUCACUAGCCCCUCGGACAGUUGUGAUGAUAUCAAUGAGUGUGCACCACCCGCGGCCGUGUCCUGUGGAAAGAAUGCAGAGUGCCUGAACACGGACAGGGGCUACCACUGUAUCUGCACCCCAGGAUAUGAGCUUGCUUCUGGGGCACCAACGUUCAGGAAUGAGAGUGAGAACACCUGUCAAGACGUGGACGAAUGUCAGCAGAAACUGAGAAUCUGUAAAAGCCACAGCAUCUGCAUCAAUACCCAGGGCAGCUACAUCUGCCAGUGCCUACCCGGCUUCAAGCUCAACCCAAGGGACCCGAAGCUGUGCACAGAUGUGAAUGAAUGUACCCCGGGGUCAAACCCAUGUCACAACUCCACCCACUGCUUCAACCUCGUGGGCAGAUAUGAAUGCCGCUGUCGCCCUGGCUGGAAACCGAUUCCUGGGGACCCCAGCAGCCCAAAAGACAUCGUCUGCGAAGAUAAGGACGAGUGCAGCUCCGGGGAGCAUCAUUGUCACAACUCCACCAUCUGCACCAACACUGUGGGUUCAUAUGUGUGCCAUUGCCGCCGAGGCUGGGUGCCCAAACCGGGAUUCCAGAAUAAGAAAAAUACCACCAUCUGUGAAGAGGUCUCCUUCCCCACCUGGAUGCCACCUCCUGGAAUCAAGAGCCAGAGGCUCUCCUGCUUCUUUCACAGACUCCAGGAUCUGCGUGGGAACCUCCGUUCUGUCUCUGUUCAGAGCACUAUCCAGGACCUCAUACAGGAGGUUGGUGAUCUGCUGGAGGGGCCCCAGGACCUGGAAAACCUGUCCCAAUCAGAGCAGCAGUUUGUGGCCACUAAUCUGCUCCUGGGCCUGGAGAAUGCCCUGGGAUGGCUGGGCAAGGCCCUGCCCAUUGGGGCAGUGACUUUUAGUUCAUCUGCCGGCACAGUACUGUCCCUGGAGGUGCAGGAGCAAGGAUACGAGAAUAUCACCUUGAUUCAGAAUCAGACAAAGAUGCUGCUCACCUGGGAUACAGUGCAUGAAUCUGGUGACUCAGGCCCUACUGUGGUGGGCCUUCUGUCCACUCCAGGGGUGGGAAGGUUUCUGGCUAAGGCCCCUCUGGUCCUGGAUACUGUGGAACAGGCAGCUUUGCAUGAGACACACAAAGGCGUGCUACAGGAACUCUAUCAUGAUCUGCUAUCAGACGUCAUCUCUGCCUUUAUCAGCAACAAGGACCCUCAGAACCUCAGGCACCCGGUCACCUUUAUCUUCCAACAUUCAGUCAUCCCUGGUCCAAGAGAGAAAGUGUUCUGCGUCUUCUGGGAGCAUGGCCAGAAUGGAAGUGGUCAUUGGGCCACCAGUGGCUGCAGGAUGGUGGGCACCAAAGACAACAGCACCAUCUGCCAGUGCACCCACCUCAGCAGCUUUGCCAUCCUCAUGGCUCACUACGAAGUACAGAAGGAUUCUGCACUGACUGUGAUCAGCUACGUGGGGCUGAGCCUCUCUCUGCUGUGCCUUCUCCUGGCGGUGCUCACCUUCCUGUUCUGCAAAGCCAUUCACAAUACAAGCACCUCACUCCACCUGCAGCUCUCCAUUUGCCUCUUCCUGGCCCACUUGCUCUUCCUAACAGCCAUUGACAGAACUGAGGUCAAGGUGCUCUGUAGCAUCAUCGCAGGUGCCUUACACUAUCUCUACCUGGCCUCCUUCACCUGGAUGCUGCUGGAGGGCCUGCACCUCUUCCUCACUGCACGCAACCUGAUGGCGGUCAACUACUCCAGUGUGAACAAGUUCAUGAAGAAGCUCAUGUUCCCUGUGGGCUAUGGAGUCCCGGCUGUGAUUGUGACCAUAUCUGCAGCAUCCCGGCCUCAUCUUUAUGGAACACCCACCAGAUAUACUCCAAGAACUUCAGGCUGGCAGUCCUGUGGAGCUCCUGUACACAAACUUUGCUGGCCUUCAACACCAAAUGUCCCAGGGCUCCCCCUCCCAAUGCCAGAUCCCCAGGCAUAGGAACCAGAUAUGGCGCUCAGAACUCUCACUCCCACAGGUAAGCCUCUGUGAUAUA